Messenger RNA from Talaromyces marneffei, 4092 nucleotides. RefSeq lists its product as uncharacterized. The coding region runs from base 1 to 4092 and encodes 1363 amino acids. The transcript has 3 exons. Gene Ontology annotation, cellular component: membrane. The record is from RefSeq and is a predicted model, not a curated record. Gene Ontology annotation, biological process: transmembrane transport. NCBI's taxonomy places the organism in Eukaryota, Fungi, Ascomycota, Eurotiomycetes, Eurotiales, Trichocomaceae. Gene Ontology annotation, molecular function: ATP binding; ATP hydrolysis activity; ABC-type transporter activity.
AUGGGCCUUACGAGGCCUACCCCUGGCGAGGGGAUUGAACUAUCGCCGGUUCCAACACAAUUGAGCGCCGCAGAGAAAACAUUAGUCGACCCCGAGAAAGAAAAGGGAGGAAGCGUACCGGCCUCAUCAUCCAAUAAUGCGGUGUCUGACAGAAUGAGUCCUAGUAAGAAGUCGACCGGCGAAAAGGCUACAGUGGCAGGCGCAGAAAUAUCACCUUCAGAGAGCGCGGACUCAUCUGAGCUGGAUGCUGCUCUAAAAGAGCUUCCAGAGGAUGAAAGGCGCAUUAUUCGGGAGCAGCUGCAUUCGCCAACUGUGCAGGUCAACUUCUUCAGCCUUUACAGGUAUGCGACGACCUGGGAUUUAGUGAUUAUCGCGAUUAGCAUUGUCUGCGCCAUUGCUGGAGGUGCCGCUCUACCGCUGUUUACUAUCCUCUUCGGUCAAUUGGCAAGCGAUUUCCAAGGUGUCUAUCUAAACACACUUGGGUACGACGAAUUUCACCACGAACUUGUCAAGAACGUACUCUACUUCGUAUACAUUGGUAUCGGCGAAUUCGUGACCAUCUAUUUGGCGACCGUCGGUUUCAUCUACACUGGAGAGCACAUCACCCAGAAAAUCCGCCAAGCUUAUUUGCAAGCAAUCAUGAGACAAAACAUGGGCUACUUUGAUAAUAUCGGCGCUGGUGAGGUUACCACUCGUAUCACAGCCGACACCAAUCUUAUACAAGACGGUAUCUCCGAAAAGGUGGCUUUGGUGAUAGCAGCAUUGGCUACUUUCGUCACUGCAUUCGUGAUUGCAUACAUCAAGUACUGGAAACUGGCGCUCAUCUGCUCUUCGAGUAUCAUUGCUCUCACUUUGAUGAUGGGCGGUGGCUCGCGGUUCAUUAUCAAGUAUAGCAAACUAUCUCUGGAAAGCUACGCACAAGGAGGAAAUUUGGCGGAGGAAGUCAUUAGCUCUAUUCGUACUGCUAUGGCUUUCGGUACGCAGGAAAGGCUUGCCCAGCAAUACGAUAAACACCUCGACAAGGCUGAGAAAUGGGGUAUCAGGCUGCAGAUGAUCUUCGCCGUCGUGCUAGGUGGAAUGUUUAGUAUCAUGUACUUGAACACGGGUCUAGGGUUCUGGAUGGGUUCCCGUUUCAUCGUGGAUGGCGAAAUUGGUGUUGGCCAGGUCCUAACCGUGUUGAUGGCUACUAUCAUGUCGUCAUUCAGUUUAGGAAAUGUUGCUCCCAAUGCUCAAGCUUUUACCAGUGCUGUUGCUGCCGCCGCGAAAAUUUACAGCACCAUUGAUCGAAUUUCCCCUCUUGACCCAAUGUCAGAAGAAGGUCGCAAAUUGGAUCAGGUCGAAGGAAGCAUUGAGCUGUGCAAUGUGAGCCAGCGGUACCCUUCGCGACCAGACGUCGCCGUCAUGAAAGAUGUCAGCUUGUUCAUUCCAGCUGGAAAAACUACUGCUUUGGUUGGUCCUUCUGGCUCAGGAAAGAGUACGAUUAUUGGUUUGGUUGAACGUUUCUACAACCCAGUCCGUGGACAGGUCCUUUUGGACGGUCAAGACAUUCAAUCGCUUAAUCUGCGGUGGUUGCGACAGCAAAUCUCGCUUGUCAGUCAAGAGCCGAUUCUUUUUGCUACGACUAUCUUUGAGAACGUCAGAUAUGGUUUGCUCGGUACUGAGUUCAUUAAUGAAAGCGAUGAGAAGUUGCAGCAACGCAUCGAACAGGCGCUUGAAAUGGCUAAUGCUCUUGAUUUUGUGAAUGCUCUUCCUGAAGGUAUACAUACCCAUGUUGGCGAGCGAGGUUUCUUGCUUUCAGGCGGUCAGAAACAGCGUAUUGCCAUUGCCCGUGCUGUCGUUGGCGACCCCAAGAUUCUCCUACUGGAUGAAGCCACAUCGGCCCUUGACACCAAGUCUGAAGGUGUCGUUCAAGCAGCCCUGGAUAAGGCUGCAGAAGGUCGUACAACCAUUGUUAUUGCACAUAGAUUAUCCACAAUCAAAACGGCACAUAACAUUGUUGUCUUGGUGGAUGGCAGCAUUCAGGAACAAGGCACUCACGAUCAACUAUUGGACUCCCAGGGUGCUUACUACAGGUUGGUCGAAGCACAACGCAUCAACGAGGCAAAAGAAUCCGGAGCGCUCUCAUCAGAAGAUACCGAGGAGGAAGCUGCCGCCGAAGAAGAAAAAGAAAUUGAACGCACAACAUCUCGCAUCAGAAUGUCUCGCACAUUGAGCUCCACUGCGUCUGGGUUCAAACCAGGCCUUGAACGAGAGGCCACGCUCAGAUCCAUCUCAAGCGUCGUUCAGUCCAAGAAGGAGCAGACCAAAGAAUCUCACUAUUCGCUAUGGACACUUAUCAAAUUCAUCUACUCAUUCAACAAAAAGGAAACUCCUUACAUGGUUGUCGGCCUCUUUUUUGCCUGUCUCGCGGGUGGUGCUCAACCUACUCAAUCCGUCCUCUAUUCCAAUUCUAUCAUUACCAUCUCACAACCCCCUAGCAAUUAUGGACAAUUGAAACGCGACGCUAGCUUCUGGUCCCUCAUGUUUCUCAUGCUCGGUCUCGUCCAACUUAUUGUGUAUACCACGCAAGGUAUCAUGUUUGCAUACAGCUCGGAGAAGCUGAUUCGCCGGGCACGGAGCCAGGCUUUCAGGACAAUGCUGCGUCAAGACAUCACCUUCUUUGAUAGCGACGAAAACAGCACCGGUGCCUUGACCUCGUUCCUUUCAACGGAGGCAAAACACUUGUCUGGAAUCAGCGGUGCUACUCUCGGAACACUUGUCAAUGUGACGACGACUUUGGCAGCAUGCUGUGUUAUAGCUCUAGCUGUUGGUUGGAAGCUUGCCCUAGUCUGUAUUUCGACGAUCCCGGCAUUGCUCGCUUGUGGAUACUGGCGUUUCUCGGUUCUUGCACAAUUCCAAGCACGAUCCAAGAAGGCUUAUGAAAUCUCGGCUAGUUAUGCCUGCGAAGCUACUUCUGCCAUUCGUACCGUUGCCUCGUUGACCCGAGAAGAAGACGUUCUAAACACGUAUCGAAAGCAACUCGAAGCGCAGACGAGGAGGAGUCUCUUUUCUGUUGCACGAUCAUCCGUGCUGUAUGCCGCUUCUCAGGCUUUGUCAUUUUUCUGCAUGGCCUUGGGUUUCUGGUACGGCGGGGAACUCUUUGGCAAACAUCAGUACACCAUGUUCCAGUUUUUCCUCUGCUUCACCCAAAUUAUUUUUGGAGCACAAUCUGCCGGCAGUAUCUUUGCUUUUGCGCCCGACAUGGGUAAUUCCAAAAAUGCCGCUGCUGAUUUCAAGAAAUUGUUCGAUCGUCGUCCGGCUAUUGAUGUUUGGUCAGAGGAUGGCCACAAGCUAGACAGUGCCGAGGGCACAGUCGAGUUCCGAAACGUCCACUUCCGCUAUCCAACUCGCCCUGAGCAGCCUGUUCUCCGGGGGUUGAAUCUGACCGUCAACCCAGGUCAAUACGUUGCUCUUGUCGGUGCAAGUGGAUGCGGAAAGAGUACGACCAUUGCUCUUUUGGAACGCUUCUACGACCCGAUUUCAGGUGGUGUGUACAUUGACGGGCAGAAUAUCGCUAACCUGAACGUCAACUCUUAUCGACAGCACCUGGCUUUGGUGAGUCAGGAACCAACUCUGUACCAGGGCACGGUCCGAGAGAAUAUUCUUUUGGGCAGCAAUGCGACAGAUAUUUCGGAAGAAACCAUCAUCAAUGCUUGCAAGAACGCCAACAUUUACGACUUUAUCUUAUCCUUACCAGAUGGAUUCGACACCAUUGUCGGCAGCAAGGGUGGCAUGCUCUCCGGCGGUCAAAAACAGCGUGUCGCAAUCGCGCGCGCGUUACUCCGUGACCCCAAAAUCCUUCUUCUAGACGAAGCUACGUCAGCUCUCGACUCUGAAUCUGAGAAAGUGGUGCAAGCCGCAUUGGAUGCAGCUGCUCGUGGACGAACGACAAUCGCAGUCGCCCACAGAUUGAGUACCAUCCAAAAGGCUGAUAUCAUCUAUGUCUUUGAUCAGGGCAAGAUCGUCGAGAGCGGAAAUCAUCAAGAGUUGAUUCGCAAUAAAGGGCGAUAUUAUGAGCUUGUGAAUCUGCAGAGUUUGGGAAAGACUCAUUAG